Molecule: messenger RNA, 414 nt
Organism: Hirsutella rhossiliensis
Lineage: Eukaryota; Fungi; Ascomycota; Sordariomycetes; Hypocreales; Ophiocordycipitaceae
Exons: 2
Coding region: 1-414 (137 amino acids)
Source: RefSeq, a predicted model, not a curated record
AUGGUUCGCAUUGCUGCCGUCACCGCUCUGGCCUUUGCCGUGUUUGCCUUGGCAACCCCUGCCGUCCAGGACACGCAGGUCCUCAAAGAUAAUGGCAAACCGCUGUCCUCGGAUGAGAUGAAGCAGCUCCAAAAGAUAGACGAGGAGAGCGAACCCGUCGUUAACAAGUUGACGGCGACGUUCGACGACAAACAGAAGGAUAUGGAUAAGAAGCUCGCUGACUUGCAAAAACAAGUGGGCGAGCUAGGGGAGCAGUCUCCAGAAAACGAUAAGAAGUUCGAGGACCUGGAUCGCCAGAUCAAUCAGACCAUCAGUGAUAUGAAGGCUUCGUUCAAUGAGACACAGCAACAGCUGGACGCUAAACUCACCGAGCUAGAUAGCAAAGCGGAUCCAUUGUUUACGGGCGCAAAGUAG